AAAAGUUUAAUCAUUAAUUUAAUACUAUUUUUCAGGAUGGAAGUAAUGUCAAGGUAGUGAGUUCUGAUAGUGAAAUGUCUGAAAUAUCAAUAAAUGUACAAAUAAAGGAUGAGGCUGGUCAACAACUUGAGGUGGAUGCUUCUCAAACAGAGGUCAGAGAGGGUGUGACUUUUCCAGACCGUAAUGAUAAAACAAUAAGAAUGGCAGCUAAGAGAAGUAAUCCAACUGAACCUGGUGCAACAAGAAAUGGAAUUUGCAGAAAUAAAGACAUACUGCAAAAAUUGGCAGGGAGAGUCAAAGUAGGCAGCAAUAAGGCAUUGACAAGAAUGUCUAACCAAUUGUUUGCUGGUAAACAAUCUGGUGUAUCAGCUUUAGCACCAUCCAGUUGUGAGGAAAAGGGCAAGCAGGAAUCAGAUUCCGGAGAUGCAGUAACUAACCCUCUGCCAAAAUUAGAUACAAUAUUUGAUGAAAAGAAAGGAAACACACAAGUCAUUAAGAACACAGAUAAAGAUAAAUUGAACGCAAACACCCAGAAUAAACUCAGAAAGUAUUUGGAAGAGAAACCACCACGAAGAAUUGUGAAGCAAGGAUUUCAGUGUUCUAAAAAAAAGAAGAAAAAGCCGCAACAAAUUAGGAACAAUGAACAUGGAGGUAAUGUCAAGGUAGUGAGUUCUGAUAGUGAAAUGUCCGAAAUAUCAAUAGAUGUACAAAUAAAGGAUGAGGCUGGUGAACAACUUGAGGUGGAUGCUUAUAAAACACAGGUCCAAAAGGGUGUGACUUUUCCAGACAGUGAUGAUAAAACAAUUAGAAUGGCAUCUAAGAGAAGUAAUCCUACUAAACCAGUUAAGACAAGGGAAAAAAAGUACAGAAAAAAAGAUACAUUGCCAAAGAUUAAAAACAAGAAUACAAAAUGUAAAAAAGACAUUGCAAAGGCACCAUUAAAAAUGCCUUGGGAAAUAAGUGAUCAUACCUUAGGCCCAGAGUCAAAAGAUUUUGCAAAGGAUGUAGCAACCUUCAAGUCUACUUUUACAAAGUUACCAGGGAGAGCAAAAGUAGGCAGCAAUAAGGCAUUGGCAAGUAAUUCCAAUCAUUCUCUUCCUGAUGAGCAUUCUGGUGUAUCAGCUUUAGCGUCAUCCAGUUGUGAGGAAGAGGGGAAGCAGGAAUCAGAUUCCGGUGAUACAGUUAUUUCUCUUCUGCCAAAAUUUGAAGGACUAUUGGAUGAGAAGUAAAGAAAUACAUAAGUCAAAAGGAACACAGAUAAAAUAAAUUAAAUGCAAAUACUCGGGAUGUAAUCUAAAAGUAUUUGGGGGAAAAACACUGGGACAAAUUGUGAAGCAAGGUUUUCAGAGUUCAAAAAAAAAAACAACCAACAAACGAACAAUGAAGUAUUGAAUUGAGUUUUUGUUCUCCUUCUAUGGCAAGGUGGAUAAAUCUAUGCCUAUAGCUUCAUACUAUACCACUACUUAAUCUUUGAAGCUUUUCAUAUGAAAUUAACACAUGUCUCUCUGGGUAAUAGUGCAUAUAUGCAACCUGAGAACUGAAAUAACACUUGAGGCAGAGCUGAGGGUAUAACAUUAUUUCAGUUCAAGGGUUGCUAAUAUGCACUGUUACCUUGAGAGAUGUGUUAUUUUCUGUAUUAGCUCAGCUGACGACGAAAUUGUCAACAUAGGAUUUAGUGAUGGGGCUGCGCCGGUCCUUGUGCGUCGUCAACAUUUGGGUUGUUAACACUUAGACUAGUAUUCACAGUUUUGGUUAGAUCAUAAUCAAACUUUGUCAGAAUGUUUGUAUCAUUGAAAGACAGGUCAUGUUUGAAUAUGCAUGGGUGCAAGUUUUCCGGCAUGUGCCGGAAGUUCCGGUUUUUCACGUGCCGGAGUGAUCAUUUUUGCAAAUCACGUAAAUCCGUUGAGAUAUUUGGAGGGGUAUGGUGCGGGUCUACUCUUUUGAACUGAGAAGUACCAUCGAUUAGAAGUUCAUAAUCGAGAACGCUUAUUAACAUACGGAUACUCACGGUUGUUCUCGAAGCGUCAAUAGUAAACUUUCGCGGAAACUGCCGAUAGUUUCCGAAGAUAUACGAGAUGUUUAGGAAAACAUGUAUUAUUAAUCCCGGCAUGCAAUUUUAUCCGUGAAUUUAUUACAACGAUUUAGAUUAGCGCGCUAAUUAUAAUCAUCCAAUGAAAAAGCGGCUUCGAUACCGAUUCGGCUACAGAGUAAUAUGUAAACAGAAAGUAAUUGUACAAGUUGUUAGUCAAAAUGAAGUUUCUACACGAAGGAUUUAAUACAAAAGAUAUCGAGAAGACCUCAAAAAAUAAAUGAUGGGAAUGGUUGUCUGUAUGUAAUCGAAACGGGGAUAACUACGGAAACUGGCUGGAAAAGCCAGACGUUACCGGUGUAGCUUUCUGCACUGCAUGUAGAAAAUCCAUCAAGUAUGGAUCCAGUGGAAAAAAAAAUUAAAUGCACGCAGACGAUCCAAACCAUAUGAAAAACAAACUUACUGUGAAACAUAACCAGGCUUGUUUUAAUUAUCUUUUUUUGAAAACAAUUUAUUGUUUGUAUGGAAUCAGGGUCAGCUCAACCCUAAUCAAAUUAAAACGUGAACUCGGUACAAAUCAACUCAAUUUUCAAUUUAUUUAUAUAUCGGUUUGUUUUAUCACUCUUUACUGUUGGAACCACAAUAUUAAAUAGUGGAAACAAUAUAUGAAUGCACAUUUCUUUUUGUGUUGAAAUGUUUUUGUUUAUAUAAUUAAGAAAAAGA
This is a messenger RNA of Ruditapes philippinarum (Manila clam), 2752 nucleotides long. RefSeq lists its product as uncharacterized. The transcript has 4 exons. The record is from RefSeq and is a predicted model, not a curated record. Lineage: Eukaryota; Metazoa; Mollusca; Bivalvia; Venerida; Veneridae. The coding region runs from base 75 to 1229 and encodes 384 amino acids.